This is a messenger RNA of Somion occarium, 2894 nucleotides long. The record is from the annotation of a GenBank genome assembly. NCBI's taxonomy places the organism in Eukaryota, Fungi, Basidiomycota, Agaricomycetes, Polyporales, Cerrenaceae.
UGAAGUUGGGAAGCUCUGCUGUCGUGGCCGCACCGAUCGCAGUCCCGGCGCUCAUGUGCACAGUGAUCUUUCCCAGAUGAGAAGGCAUGGUAAGAACGACUGGCAGCGAUAUUCCCUUUCCUUUCUUUGUCCUCUCCCUCUCUCAAUUAUCAUCCACAUCCCAGUAUCUAACACAGUCCUCUCGCCAUGCAGUCGCAACCGAGGCCAAGUGGAAGGACUCGUAUGAGGGUCAUAACAAACAGUUUCGCGGUCACCAGAGUACCUACAGUCGUACUCUUCCAGUACGAUGUUAUCUCUCCUACUCUCAAGCCAGACAAUCCUCGGAGACGUAGCGAAAUUAUCGAUAAAAUGCAACUGACGAAUGCCAACAUUUUCCCUCGACGUGGAAUGUACGAUGGCAAGAAUAUAUUCUAUACAAUCGGUUACAAAGUUGAGAAUAUGACUAUCCCUGUGCAGCUUAAUAAAAGUGAUAAGACGCCAUACAUAGUUAGACUUACGAAUACCACCUAUAUUGACUCGAAGUGUGCCUUCCAACCACUAACAUUCUUUCCGUCACGCUUCAUUGACGUACAUGCCUACCAUUAUAGCACGCUGAAUGACAUGGUCUCUUCGAAUGGUAGAGCCUACCGGCAAGGAGGGGAUCAGAAUCAAGCCGCAAUCAAUGCUUUGCAAUUGAUUGUGAGGCAAGCUGCCAAUAUGCGGCAUGGUUUCCCUCUCCAAGCCAAGUCUUUCUUCACAAAGGACGGUGCUAAGGAGCUGGGCGGAGGCCUUCAAGCCUGGAGAGGCUACUUCCAGAGUGUUAGACCUGUGUUAGGAAGACUGUUGGUCAAUGUCGAUGUAACUCAUUCUGCAGUUGUUAAAGCCGGUCCUCUCCUUGAUGUCGCCAUGGAGUUCUGUAACUUUAGGGACAUUCGGGAUCUUGCAGCACUUCCUACCGAUCCCAACCCCCAAAGAUGGCUCAAGCUGCAGCGCUUCUUGAAGGGGGUCCUUAUUAAACCUGGGUCCCAAUUUGCCAAGUGGAGUAAAGGAAGGCCUAUCAGGGCACUCAUACCCAAUGCAGGUGGAUAUGAGUUUCAUGUGAAUGGGCAGCCCACAACUGUGAGGCAAUAUUUCCAACAGAAGUACAACUUUGCAUUGCGAUACUCCACAGUGUUUGGCAUUCAGAUAGGCAAGGAUGCUGUGUUUCCAGCUGAGGUCUGUACUAUCACCCCUGGACAACUUUACAAGAAGAAGCUUUCAGAAGAUCAGACAAAGAGUUUUGUCAGUCUGGCUGUUCAGAAACCACAUCAGCGCUUGGGUAGUAUUGAGUCUGCUGUUUCUGGUGAUAGACAACUGCUUGACUAUCAACAAUCUGACUUCUUGGCUACUGCUGGCAUGGUGAUUUCUACAAGGCCACUUGAAGUAGAAGGUCAUGUCUUGACCCCUCCACAAGUUCUAUUUGGUGGAAGGCAAGCUUCACCAAUCAACAAUGGUGCCUGGAAUGUCAUGGGCAGACAGUUUCUUACUCCAAAGAAAAUUGACAAGCUGAUGGUGCUUGUCUGUGUUGAUCCAAGUGAGAGACAGGCAGUGGAGUACUUCACCAAAGCUCUGGUUGGUAAUCUCACAAAGCUGGGAAGCUAUGCUGGGGGUGCACCUUAUUUUCAUAUUGCUAAUCUUCAGAAUAUGAGAAAGACAUUGGAAGAAGUUCACAAGAUGCAACCUGGCUUUGUUCUUGUGAUCUUACCAGCUUCAGCUGCUAUACCUAGAAGAUAUAUCAAGUUCUGGAGUAGUGUCAUCUCGGGCAUACCUACUCAAUGUGUGAGAAAGGGCAAAUAUGACAGUGGCAAGGGUUUAGAUCAGUACUGCAACAAUGUUGCUUUGAAGAUGCAUGCCAAAUAUGGUGGAAUCAACAGUGUGGUUUAUGCUCCCAUCAUGGACAAGUUAAUGGGUACAAUGAUCAUUGGAUGUGAUGUCAGCCAUCCUGCCCCUGGUGUCAAUAAUAGACCCUCCUUUGCAAGCAUGGUUGCCUCUGUUGAUAGGUUUGCUUCAUAUUGGACCUCUGCAAUUGAGCUUCAGAAACCCAGACAAGAGAUCAUUGAGGCUAUUGGGCCCAUGUUUCAGACUCUGCUAAAUGCAUUUGUUGCAUUUCCAGAGAAUCAGGGCCGUUGUCCUCACACUGUCAUUGUGUAUAGGGAUGGUGUCUCUGAAGGAGAGUAUGAGACUGUAGCUGCUGCAGAAUAUGAUCAGAUCAAGAGAGUGCUCCAAAGCAAGGAGAUAACACGAAAUACCAAGGUUGUUUUCAUUAUUGUGACCAAGCGACACCAUACUCGCUUCUUCCCAGAGAGAGGUGCUGGUGACAGGUCUGGCAACUGCCCUCCAGGAUUUGUAGUCGAAGACCAGAUUGUACACUCCGCAAUUCCAGACUACUAUCUGCUGUCUCAUUCCGGCAUCAUUGGAACAAGUCGUCCUAGUCAUUAUAUCGUCCUGAGGAACGAUGCUCAAAUGACACAACAACAGUUGCAAGAACUAUCGUUCAAUCUCUGUCACUCCUAUGCGGCUGCUACUCGUUCAGUUUCCAUUCCCACCCCCGUCUAUUAUGCUGAUCUGCUGUGUGGGCAUGCUGAUUAUCACUUCAGCCCUGAUGAAGUCGCGAAUCUUGACGACGAUAGUAGUACGAACACCAGCAAUCAAGACUUCAAUCUCGAGCAAUGGCAAACCGUCUUCAAGAGAGGCAGGAGCCAGAAAUCCCUCUAUUUCUUGUAAUCAGAUCUCGCAUGAAGAUAACUAUGUAUCCCAGUACGAAAGUCUGUAUCUAUAGGUUGAAUGUAUGAUACCCAGUUAUGUACAGGUAGUUCUAUCUCUGUAGCGGAAUCAAUUGACCGAAGUUCGAACUGGAAUAACGUUCAUGAGCGCGU